Fusarium poae is the source of this 960-nucleotide messenger RNA. RefSeq lists its product as uncharacterized. The record is from RefSeq and is a predicted model, not a curated record. The transcript has a single exon. Gene Ontology annotation, molecular function: acetyltransferase activity. NCBI's taxonomy places the organism in Eukaryota, Fungi, Ascomycota, Sordariomycetes, Hypocreales, Nectriaceae. Bases 1 to 960 code for a protein of 319 amino acids.
AUGAUGGAAAGAGUCAAGUAUAGCGAGUCUCAGCUUGAGACCUACUACAACCGCAUCAACUUCCAAGACUCGGAUCGAAAAUACACAAUUACCAACCUUUCAAAUGAAAAUCAACUCGAAUUUCUCUUCGCACUUACAAAACACCAAAUCCUUACCGUUCCGUUUGAGAAUCUCACACUGCACUACUCGUGGCAUCGUACAAUCGACGUCAACGCAGACCAUCUCUUCACCAAAAUUGUCACCGAGAAACGAGGAGGCUACUGCAUGGAAAACAACAGUUUCUUUCACACUGUUCUUGUAUCGUUGGGUUUCGAGGUGUACAUGGUUGCUGCAAGGGUCUUCAGUCCUGAUGUGAAGAGGUACGGUGGUAUAACGCACUGUCUCAAUAUCGUCACCAUCGGAGACAAAUCUUAUGCAGUAGAUGUUGGAUUUGGAGGCCGUACACCGACUAUUCCCAUGGAACUCCUGGACGGAAACGUCUUCGAGAGAUCAGAUUCGGGUCAGAUGAGGCUUCGGCAUGACACAAUCCCUCAGUACCUCAGCGAGCAAAAGGUCUGGAUUUACGAAUUCCGCUCAAAUGACAGUGGCGAAUGGAUUCCUCAGUGGUGCUUCAUAGAUCAUGAGGCCCUCCCUGACGAUAUCCGUGUCAUGAACAUGGCCCCUGCAAAAAGUCCUUCUAGUUUCUUUACUUUUAAAGUCGUUGCCGUGCAGUUUGUUUCUGAAAAUGAAGACUGCUCGGAGAUGGAGACGAGAGAAUUAAAGAAUGUUGGUGGCAAUAUCGAUGGGAGUGUGUUCAUUGAUGGAAAUGUCAUGAAGUAUAGGAAGGCAGGUGUCGUCAAGAUGGAAAAGACUUUUGAGAGCGAAGAUGAGCGAUUGGAGGCGUUGAAGAACUAUUUUGGUAUCGAGUUGAGUGAAGAAAACCGGAGGGCUAUAAGAGGAACAGCUGGUGCUAUUGCAUAG